AUGUCUUUGCCGUCAGUUUCUCUUCCUAUUACAAAUAUAAAUGAGAUAUCCGAUAUUGCAUUUUCACCUGACGGAGUAACACUUGGUGUCCUUAGUGAGCAUGGUGCAGUUCAUGUUUUUGAAAUCAACGAAAAUCGACAAUAUACAAAAAUUGCAACCACAACUCCAACAUCAAAUUAUGCGACUUCAAUAUCAUUUGGACCAAUAGAUCUCGGAACAGUUUUUAUUGUUGGCGAUGAUAAUGGUCAUAUCUUUAUUUAUCAAAAAAUAAAGGCAACCGAAAUUUCACAAAUUAUUACCUUAUCACAUCAUAAAGCAGCUAUAAAUUCCGUUGCGUGGGCGCCAAGUGGAUUGAUAUUUGCCGCUGCAGAUUCAGAAGGAAUGAUAUCAGUAACAACUGGAAUCCAAGAACAAUGGAACACCCAAUUAAUCAGAUUAUCAGAAUAUCCAUCGACAUGCGUUACUUGGUCGCCUCCUGGCUUCUACAGCUUUAUUGAUCGUCCAAAUGAUGCUCCAACAUUUUACUUAGCAGCUUCAUCAGCAAGCGGAUUCUUCGCUAUAUACGGAGUCAAUGAGAGACACCAAUGGGUUCCAAUUAUGCAGCCUGUUGAGGCUCAUAAUUGCUGCUGCAACGCAAUUGCAUGGAGGCCACUCCCUGGUUUCACCAGAUAUGAAAUUGCUACAUGCGGUGAUGAUUCUACAAUAAAAUUAUGGACUUAUUCCAAUAAUGCUUGGAGUUCCAUAAUUAUUGAUCAGCUUGCUCAGCCUGCAACAACCCUUAAAUGGUCAUCAAAUGGAUUCAUUCUUAGCGCAGGAUGUUCUUCUAAUAACAUUAUAUAUUAUAGAGAAAUGUCAGAUGGAACUUGGGCAAAGCUCCAAAGAUCCCAGAUGACAAAUUAG
Messenger RNA from Trichomonas vaginalis G3, 900 nucleotides. RefSeq names its product positive regulation of TORC1 signaling. Gene Ontology annotation, biological process: protein import into nucleus; COPII-coated vesicle budding. Bases 1 to 900 code for a protein of 299 amino acids. Gene Ontology annotation, molecular function: structural molecule activity; protein binding. NCBI's taxonomy places the organism in Eukaryota, Parabasalia, Trichomonadida, Trichomonadidae. The record is from RefSeq and is a predicted model, not a curated record. Gene Ontology annotation, cellular component: nuclear pore outer ring; COPII vesicle coat. The transcript has a single exon.